Molecule: messenger RNA, 2865 nt
Organism: Plenodomus lingam JN3
Lineage: Eukaryota; Fungi; Ascomycota; Dothideomycetes; Pleosporales; Leptosphaeriaceae
Source: RefSeq, a predicted model, not a curated record
AUGGACCAGCAGUGGACUGCCUACUCGGAAGCGCCAGGUGCGACCCGCCAGGCGCGGUACGCUCCACACGCUCCGCACGGAAAUGCUUCGCCCCAGCACACACAGCAGCGCGACACCAGUGUGUCCUCGCAAAGUAAGCAGGACGCCUACGCCUCAUCCAACGGCCCCUCGCGCCAGAACUCCAUGCCCCUCGCCGCGCCAGGUCCAUCCACCAACCGCGCCGGCUCCGACUUUACCAACGACGGCGACGGCGACAUCGCAAUGGAAGACGCAGACCCCUACAAGCCCAAGUAUGGUGCACAGCGCCCCCACCACCACCACCAACGGCACUCGCAGCAGUUGUUACAGCAAGAAGAGAGCGCCGCGGCGCGCAGGUACUCGCCCAUGAAUCUGUCGCCCACAUCACCUUAUCCGGCCACCACGCAGCAGAGCGGCCAAAACUACACCAGCUUCACCCCUCAAGCCCAGUCUCAGGCUCAGUCCCAGGCUCAGGCUCAGUCUCAGUCCCAGUCCCAGUCCCAGGCACAGGCACAGGCACAGGCACAGACGCACAGCAAUCGUCAGAGCCCAACACGGACGAAUCCUUACAUGUCGCCGCCCAACAGCUAUUACUCGCCUCCAGCAUCCCGGCCACACGCGCCACAACUUCCACCAAUUCAGUCCAACAUGAGCCCAGAUAGUUUCUAUCCACAGUCUGCCACGGCACAACUAAACGCCGUCUACAAUAGGGAGGCUCGCUCCCCCCGCACAACCACCAAUUCAAACCCUCCUCAGCUACCCCCAAUUGGCCGAGGACCUGUUCCCAAGUUUGAAAAAUGUACCAACACAGCAGGUUUACAGCCCAAGAUCAAUGCCCAGCCUCCCUUUCGGCGCGCAAACCCAGAAGGCGGGUUUAUUAGUCCUCUACAAGCCCUGACGGCGCAUCUUCCUACCACGUACAAGCUUUGCAAUGGCGGUUUCAACUACCAGUCCUCGCGCAACCCACGGCGAGUCCUCACAAAGCCAAGCAAAGGCGUCAAGAAUGACGGGUACGACAACGAGGACAGCGAUUACAUCCUCUACGUCAAUGACAUUCUCGGCUCAGAGGAAUCAGGGCACAAGAACCGCUAUUUGAUCCUGGACGUACUGGGACAGGGUACUUUUGGACAGGUGGUGAAAUGCCAGAACCUCAAGACGCAAGAGGUGGUAGCAGUCAAGGUGAUCAAGAACCGGACAGCGUACUUCAACCAGAGUAUGAUGGAGGUUUCUGUGCUCGAUCUGGUAGGCCCUUCCUUUACAGAGAGACGACCAUGUGAUGCUGACAAGGAUGACCAGUUGAACAAGCAGAUGGACAAGAACGACGACCAUCAUCUCCUCCGGCUCAAAGACACGUUCAUUCACAGACAGCAUUUGUGCCUCGUCUUCGAACUUCUCAGUGUCAACCUGUACGAGCUCAUCAAGCAGAAUCAGUUCCGCGGCCUGUCCACGACUCUGGUACGCGUGUUCGCGCAACAGCUCAUCAAUGGUCUGGCGUUGUUGGGCAAAGCCAAGCUCAUUCAUUGUGAUCUGAAACCAGAGAAUAUUUUGCUGAAGAACCUCGAAAGCCCAAUCAUCAAAAUCAUCGACUUCGGUUCUGCCUGUGACGAACGGCAGACAGUUUACACCUAUAUUCAAUCGCGCUUCUAUCGCUCGCCUGAGGUCCUACUGGGCCUACCAUACUCUGCCGCAAUCGACAUGUGGUCGUUGGGUUGCAUAGUCGUCGAGCUGUUCCUCGGCUUGCCCUUGUUCCCUGGCUCGUCUGAAUACAAUCAGGUAUCGAGGAUAACCGAAAUGCUCGGUCUACCCCCACAUUGGAUGUUAGAAAUGGGCAAGCAAUCCGGCGAAUUCUAUGAAAAGAGCCAAGACGAGUAUGGCCGCAAACAGUAUCGGUUGAAGUCGAUGGAGCAAUACUCGCGAGAGCAUGGCACAAAGGAGCAACCGAGCAAGAAAUACUUUUCAGCGACGACCUUGCCUGACAUCAUCAAGAACUAUCCAAUGCCACGGAAGAACAUGAAGCCGAACGAGGUUGAACGAGAACUGGCCAACCGAGCCGCCUUUAUCGACUUUGCACAAGGCCUGCUGAACCUUAACCCCCUGGAGCGAUGGACGCCUGCACAAGCGAAACUACAUCCUUUUAUCACCCAGGCGAAAUUCACGGGUCCCUUUGUGCCCCCAAUGACGCUGAAGUCGGGCUCCAGCAGGUCUCCGGCGCCUGGGGUACAGGAACAGCAAAGAUACGAAGGCAUGAGCAGGCAACGUCAACAGCAACAGCAGCAACAGGUUGUCGCCGCACAGCAGGCUCAAGCAGCGCAGAACGCUGCCUAUGCUAACAUGCAAAUGAAUCAAUAUGCUGCCGCCCAGAGCCCACACGCUCAACCCAACCCGUACAGCAACAACAUGUACGUGCCAAAUCACCAAGGUGCACCUCCUCCCUAUCCUGCCCAGGCUGGGCAGUAUACUCAGCAGCCGAUGAAUAUGAUGCAACCUCAGCAACCCCGACAGUACAAUCAACCCCAGAAUCUCUAUGCGCAAGCCACGACAAGGGCUGGGAGACAGCGGGCUACCACCAUGGACCAACAACAGUCAGCGGGCUCUGGGAUCCCUCCGGCACUCCAGCGUGUCAUGAGUCAUUUAGACCCGAAUGCGCCUGUCCGAUUGCAGCCAUCGCCCGCCUACUAUCCACCGCCGCCAGAUGGUGCACCUGAAAGUGCUGGUAGCGCCCGGAGAAGAGGGUCACGCGCCAAUAACGGGACUGGGAAUGCGAGCAACCGAAAUCAAAAUUUUGUGCGCAAUCUGGAAGAUCGAACUUUGGAGGAAGGAUUCAUGAGCCAGAACCAUUGGCAAUGA